AUGGCCGAACACUUUAAAGAAGUAAGCACAUGCUCUGUCUGCCUAACUUACCUGGAAAAACCCGUGCGCCUGAAAUGUGGAUACCUCUGCUGCCUCGGAUGCAUCAACUCCCUGCACAAGGAACCCCACGGGGAGGGUGUGCUGUGUCCAUUAUGCCCUGUGGUCUCUCAGAAGAGUGACAUCAGAGCCAUUCCCCAGCUGGGGGAGCUGGUUUCCAAGAUCAAGAAACUAGAGCCCCAGCUGAGAAGUGUUCUACAGAUGAACCCAAGGAUGAGGAAGUUCCAAGUGGACGUGACUUUGGAUGUGGACACAGCCAACAACCGUCUCAUAAUUUCUGACGACCUGAGGAAUGUUCACUGUGGGCGUUUCAGGCAGAAUAGGAUAGGACGUGCUGAGAGAUUCAACUGCGCAUUGUGUGUCCUGGGCUUCUCUAGGUUCACUUCCGGCCGGCAUUACUGGGAGGUGGACGUGGGCACAAGCAUAGAGUGGGAUGUGGGAGUUUGCAAAGAAUCGGUGAAUAGGCAAGGGGAAAUCCUACUGUCUUCAGAACAGGGCUUCUGGACUGUGGGUUUGAGGAGAAGGCUGCUUUACACUGCCAGCACCGUGCCCUUGACCCCUCUCUGGGUGAGCUCCCGGUUACACCGAGUGGGGAUUUUCCUGGAUAUGGAUAUGGGCACUGUGUCCUUCUGUGAUGUCAGUGAUGGGACCCAUAUCUUCACAUUCACUAAAAUUUCUAUUGUGGAGCCACUGUGCCCAUUUUUUUCUCCUGCAAAUGCAACUCAUUAUAGUCAAGGGUACCUGAGUAUCUGUCCUUUGAUGGAUCCCGGCAUUGCCAGUCCUCAAAUUCAUCCUGGGCAAGGCAAAUAA
Lemur catta (Ring-tailed lemur) is the source of this 867-nucleotide messenger RNA. RefSeq names its product ret finger protein-like 4A. The transcript has 2 exons. The coding region runs from base 1 to 867 and encodes 288 amino acids. Gene Ontology annotation, molecular function: protein binding. The record is from RefSeq and is a predicted model, not a curated record. Lineage: Eukaryota; Metazoa; Chordata; Mammalia; Primates; Lemuridae.